AUAAGUUUACCAGCAGCACCAACAACCAUGAAAUAUAAUCCAUUGGUUGUGAUCUGGGUUCUUAUCCUCAUUAAAGACUCAUCUGGCGAUGACAAUCCCGUGAACAUUUUUGAUCUGAGUCAGGAUGCCAUCACCCAAGUAUUCAAGCGUUCAAUCCAAGAUGUCUCUAAAGCACGAGAUAAUCAUCAUACCUGCAAAACAUGGGGAACAGGGUCUUUCAAGGCAUUUAACAAUGAAGCUUUCUACUUUGCAUCAACCUGUGACUUCUUCAUGAGCAGGCUAUGCAAGGAAGGGCUUGAUGAUUAUGAGGUGAAAAUCCGCCGUGGAUCAUCUGGAGACCUGGAGGAGAUAUUCAUUAAAAUUGAUACCAAUACGAUUGUUGUGACUAAUGGAGUAAUUAAGGUUAAAAACCAAAGAGUAACUUUGCCAUUUGACAACAAGAUGAUCAAUAUUCAUAGCAAUGGAGUUAAUAUUAAAUUUUCAAACAAGAAGCAUUCCAUUUCCCUCAUCUGGAACGGUAACAAUACAUUAUCGCUAAAACUGCACCCUAGGUACAGUGGUCAGGUCUGUGGACUUUGUGGAGAAUUUCCAAAGAAGAGAAAUAAAAAUCUGAAAUUUAAACGGGUAUCACCUAUCUCUCUUCGUGGUGAAUCUAUGACAUCUGGUAAUUGUCCAAUCAGCAUACCUGUACCUGUAUUUACGAAACCCCAAUUAUUCCAGGCUUGCACAGAGACCUUCUCACGACAUUUGGAGUGUAAGGAUGCUGAAACCUUCUUGAAAUUGUGUGCAAUGGACAUCAUUGCUUUCCCCAAUAAAAAUCAAGGUCACUGCCCGAGUAUAAAAGAAUUUGCACGACAUUGCCAAAUUCAGGAGGAUUGGAGAAAGAUCUCAGGAUGCGAGAAACCUGAAUGCCCUGGGAAUCAGAUCUACAGUGAUUAUGGUCAAUCAUUUAUUCCAACUUGUACUGAUCCAGAUCCUCAACAGAAAGAUGCUCUUGAAAAUACUUGUGUAUGUCCAAAAGGCACUCUUCUUGAUAACAUAAGACAUGAGAACAAAUGCAUCAGAAAAUCAGAGUGUCCUUGUGAAUACAGUGGAACCAUUUAUGAUGCAGGAGACAAAAGGAACACUUCGUGUGAAACAUGUGUUUGCAAAGGAGGACUAUGGGAAUGUUCUCAUCAUAAUUGUUCCAGAAGUUGCAAAGUGGAAGAAGGAACACAUAUCACAACAUUUGAUGGGAAAUACUAUAAUUUGAGAGGAGAUUGCACAUACAUUGCAGUUUCAACUCUUGAGGACGAUCUCUGGAAAGUGAUCAUUGAGAUGCGUGAAUGUCACAAAGCAACUAAACAUAUUUGCUUACGCCGUAUUAUAUUUUCCUCACGUGAGACCAAAUAUGAAUUCAAUAAUAAUGGUGACGUUACCUUGAAUGGAGAAAUUGUUGUACUUCCAUUGCAAAGGGAUGGAACUAUAAUAUUUAAACCAUCUUCACAUUUUAUUCAACUUGAAACAACACACGGGUUGAAAAUGCAGAUACAGAUUUCUCCCAUUAUGCAGCUUUACGUUUCGUUGUUGGAUGGUAAUAAACGAAGUUUAGGAGGCUUGUGUGGCAAUUUUAAUGGCAAGGCUAUUGAUGACUUCACCUCUGUACAGAAUGUGGUGGAACCAUCACAUGUCAAUUUUGCUCAUUCAUGGGCUGCUGACGUUAAAUGCAGCCCUCCUGAAAAGGAAAGUCCAACUUGUGUCAGUUCAACAAAAGAAUUCUAUGCAAAGGAACGUUGUGCUCUGCUGAAAACAAAUGGUGUUUUUGCUCAAUGUCAUUCCACAGUGGAUUACAUUCAAUAUUAUCAGAUGUGCAAGAUUUCCAUAUGCAACUGCGAGAAUCUUGAUCAUUGCAUCUGUGCUGCACUGGGGGCUUAUGUUCAUGCAUGUGCUGCAAGAGGUGUCAUACUGAGGGGUUGGAGUGGAACAAUUUGCAAUACAACCUGUAAGAACAGCCACAUUUUUGACAAUGAAAUGACAACCUGUAACCGGAACUGCAAAUUAUUAACCAAAACUGAUUUCACCUGUGACGUGAAGGAUACUCCAGUUUAUGGCUGUGGCUGCCCAGAGGGCAAAUAUAUGAAUGAAAAUGGAGCCUGUGUUAAUGCUGAAGACUGCUCUUGUUACUACAAGGGGAUUUAUAUUCAACCUGGAGAGGAAGUUGAUGAUUGCUAUUGCCAAGGGGGAUCAAUUGGUUGCAAUCGAGUUACUGAAGCCACGACUACACCCACAGUAUGCACAGGCGAAAAGGAACUUAUUCGUUGUUCCCCUACUGAAAAUCAGAUUCACUGUGGAAAGAAAUGCAGUAAGCUGGCAUUAAACUGUCCAAACGAAUGUGUACCUGGAUGUUUUUGUCCUGAAGGUACAGCUGAGGAUGACAGUGGAAAUUGCGUUUUGACUGAAAAUUGCCCUUGUUUAUAUGAAGGGAGUAGUUAUGCCAUAGGAACAGAAAUCCAACUUGAUUGCAGCCAGUGCGAAUGCCAAGGUGGUUCAUGGAGCUGCACUGAUAAGCCAUGCACAAAGACCUGUCAAGUUUAUGGUGAAGGUCAUUACAUAACAUUUGAUGAUUUUCGAUUCACAUACGAGGGUAAUUGUGAAUAUAUAUUUGUUCAGGACCAUUGCAAAGGAGAACGUGGUACAUUUCAAGUGCUCAUGGAAAAUGUUCCUUGCUGUGAAAAUGGAGUGACAUGUUCAAGAAAUAUUAAGAUUAUUUUUGAGGGAAAAGAAAUAAUUUUGGAAGAUGGGAAAGUAAAAGUGUCUGAUGAAAAUUCUAAUUCAAAUUGCACAGUUGAUGCUUAUUCACUUCACACUAUUGGGCUUUAUUUAAGCCUGACAUUUUCCAAUGGUAUUACUAUGAUUUGGGACAAGCACACAAGGUUCUCAGUCACACUUGAUCAACGCUGGAAGGAUAAAGUGUGUGGUCUCUGUGGAAACUUCAAUGAUAACACUGAAGAUGAUCUUACAACAAGAUUUAACUCUCUGGCAAGCAAUUCCAUUGAGUUUGGGAACAGUUGGAAGUCUACAGAUUCCUGCCCAAGUUCAGUAAAUCAAACAUUCCCCUGUGAAGAAAAUCCAUUCUGUUCACCAUGGGCAACAAAGAAAUGUUCCAUAGUUACUAAUCCAAAUGGGGAGUUUCAGCAAUGUCACAGUAAGGUUGACCCUAACCCAUACUAUGAAGCUUGUCUCCAAGAAGCUUGUGCUUGCGAUAAAGAGGGGAAGUACCUGGGUUUCUGUACUGCUGUAGCAGUAUAUGCAGAGGCUUGUAAUAAAGCUGGUGUUUGUAUUCGCUGGAGAACUCCUGAACGAUGUCCUGUUUACUGUGACUAUUAUAAUGACGACAAUGAAUGUAGCUGGCACUACAAGCCAUGUGGAACAUUGACAGCUAAAACAUGUUCAAAUCAUACAAUUAAAAAAAAGCUCUCUGCGGUUAUUGAAGGCUGCUAUCCAAAGUGCCCAGAGGCGGCUCCUUAUUUGGAUGAAAAUCUCAUGAAAUGUGUCCGUCUCCAUCAGUGCACCUGCCUUUACAAUGGGCAAAUAUAUAAUGCAAAUGAAAACAUAAUUGGCUGCGGAAACUGUGAAUGCACUGAUGGAAGAGUCAUAUGUGAAGAAACUAAUUGUGCAGGUUAUUGGUCACCCUGGAACAAUAGACACCAGCCCAAAGUGACAAGCAGAGGCGAUCAUGAAUCACCGGAGGGUCUCUGUAAUCCCAGUCAUUCACCUAAUGACAUUCAGUGCCAAGCCAUUAAAUACCCCAAGAAACCAAUCUCUGAAACAAGUCACAAUGUGACCUGUGACUUGCUGGAAGGACUUGAAUGCACCCCAUCAUCCAAUGAUUUCUUGUGCCCUGACUACAGAAUUAGAGUAUGUUGUGUAUUGAGUACAACAAUCACAACUCUGACCACAACAACAUCAACAACCACAAACACAACACCAACAACCACCCCAACCACCACAACAUCAACAACCACAACAGUUACAACCACUCCAACAACCACAACACCAACAACCACAACGCCAACAACCACAACACCAACCACAACAGUUACAACCACUCCAACCACCACACCAUCAACAACCAGUUCAACUACUGUUUUAACAACAUUAACAACCACCACAACAACCAGUUCAUCAACUGUUUCGACACCAACAACCACAACUACAGUAAUAUCAACAACUCCUUCAACAACAUGUCCCUGCAGUGUGAACAAAGAACGCCAGUGCACUGGAACAUGGACUGAAGACUGUGCUAUUAAACAAUGUGACAAUGGAACAACUACAAUUGUAAAACAAUGUAUGACGAAAAAGCCUACAUGUGCCAACAAUUUAAAUCCCAUUGAAGUAAUAAAUGAAUGUGGCUGUGCAGACUGGGAAUGUGGAUGUGAAUGUGAAGUAUAUGGUGACCCACAUUAUAAAACCUUCAAUCAGCUGUCCUAUGAUUUUUAUGAGCGUUGCACUUACGUGCUUAUGGAAGAACAGAAUCCAAAAUACAAUUUACGUGUUCUAGUGGACAAUUACAACUGCAUUUCUUUUGUGCCUUUUUCAUGUCCAAAAGGCUUAAUCAUUUUUUAUGAAAAUGUUAAUAUCGUCAUCACAACUCAUAAUGUCAAUAUGUUGACAAUUGAUGGAAUUCAACAAAAGGUUCCCUACAUUACAAAUGGAAUAUGGAUAACUGAACUGCCCGAUGGAGCUGUAAAUAUUUACUUCACUGAUAUUAAAACAACAAUUGUUGCCUCCCGGUUAAAUUUCAAGUUACGUGUGGCCGAACAUUUCUUCUUGAAUAAUACCCAAGGACAGUGUGGAACUUGUACAACAUUUCAGGAUGAUGACUGCAUUAGACCAGAUGGAACAAUAGAGGACACUGAUUGCUGCCCCACAACAGCACGAGAUUGGCUAUAUAAUGACACUAACAAGCCAUAUUGUGUAGCAACUACUCCAGCACCUUGUUCUACGCCCACUCCAACUCCUACUCCCCCCGUUCCCCCAAAUUGCAUGACAUUAUGCAUGAAAAUAUUAGAAACAUCAUUUGAAAACUGCACAAAUAGUUUUCUUGUUACUUAUUAUGAAAAUUGUUUAUUUGACUGUGCUACGACAAAUUCUACAGAACUUGCCUGUUCCAUCAUUCAAUCUGCUGCUGACAAUUGUGGCAGUGACACAUGUGUUGACUGGAGAUCCCCUGCUGGUGAAUGCAAAAUGAAUUGUACAGAAAACCUUAUUUAUAAGGCAUGUGCUACUCAACUUGACGAUUACUGCGAGGACAAUUCAGUGAUGACGGGGGGAAAUCUACUUAAUUAUCAUGAAGGCUGUUUCUGCCCAGCUGGAAUGAUGAAAUCUGAAGACAAGACAAAAUGUGUUUCAACAUGUUGCCUGGAUAUUAAUGGAACCCGAAGAGAGAUAAAUGAUAAAUGGCAGGAUCAGAACAAUGCUUGUACUUCUUACAGAUGUACUAAAUAUGGAGUCAAAACACACACACUGACUUGUGCUGCUCAAGAGGAUUGCAUAGAGUCUGACAAAAAAUGGGAUGAUAAACACUGCUGCUACACGUGUGUCAGUCAAGGUUUGUGCAAGCGGACAAUCAAAAUCACCAAUGUCACAAAAGAAGUCCAGAAUACAAACUGUACAGCAAGCAUUGAACUGUACGUGUGUGAAGGGAAUUGUCCAGGCUCAGUUUACUAUGAUACCCAGACACACAAAACUGAACGCAAAUGUGAGUGCUGUCAAGAAAUGGGGACCGAAGAUAGGAUAGUGGCACUUACUUGCCAAGAUGGUAGAAAAAAUGAACUGUACACCUACCCUCGCUUCACAUCCUGUCGCUGUAAGAAGGAGGUCUGUCCUGGGGCUUCUGCCAAAAAGCCACAUACUGAAACAUUCUUCUAGAUGAUAAAGCAUGAUAUUAAAUCCAAUCUGUUACUAUUUUGGAAAAAUAUAUAAUUCAUUACAUUGAGCCAAUGAUAGAACGUUUAGAAAGAAUUUUAGUUGGCCGUCACAUAAUCGGCAUCAUUAUUACUUUGAUCAAUAAACUGCUUACUUGUUUUCAAUUUCAAAAGCAUAUUAAUAAAUAACUGCAAGCA
Messenger RNA from Amblyraja radiata (thorny skate), 6104 nucleotides. Its product is annotated as mucin-2-like. Gene Ontology annotation, cellular component: extracellular matrix. Lineage: Eukaryota; Metazoa; Chordata; Chondrichthyes; Rajiformes; Rajidae. The transcript is spliced from 45 exons. The record is from RefSeq and is a predicted model, not a curated record. Bases 28 to 5910 code for a protein of 1960 amino acids. Gene Ontology annotation, molecular function: protein binding.